This is a messenger RNA of Dama dama (fallow deer), 6485 nucleotides long. It is a transcript of the gene ZSCAN30, whose product is annotated as zinc finger and SCAN domain containing 30. The transcript has 3 exons. NCBI's taxonomy places the organism in Eukaryota, Metazoa, Chordata, Mammalia, Artiodactyla, Cervidae. Bases 2706 to 4184 code for a protein of 492 amino acids. The record is from RefSeq and is a predicted model, not a curated record. Gene Ontology annotation, molecular function: DNA-binding transcription factor activity, RNA polymerase II-specific; RNA polymerase II cis-regulatory region sequence-specific DNA binding. Gene Ontology annotation, biological process: regulation of transcription by RNA polymerase II.
CCAAGCACGUAUAUGUAGUUGAUUAACAGUCUUGUGUUAGUUUCAGGUGUACAACUAGGUGAUUCAGUUACAUGUGUUUGUGUUGUAUUUCAGAUUCUUUUCCCAUUUAAGUUAUUAUAAAAUACUGAGCAGAGUUCUCUGUGCAUUACAGUGGGUACUUGUUGAUUAUCCAUUGUUUUUGCUUUUGCUUUUUUAAAACUAGUCGGGGGAACAGGAUCUGAUCUGCAACUUGAAGAAGUCACUGUGGUUACAUUAGAAACAGACUGGGUUCUUGUACAGUGUGACAAGGAUAGUGGCCGGAAUGAAGGUGGUGCUGGUAGUGAUGGGGAAAGGUAGAUUCUGGAGAUAGGAAAUAAAAUCAAUAGGACUGAAUUUGAAUUAAAUACAGGAAGAAUGUUUAGGCAUGCUUCCUCGUUUCCGGCAGUACAGCCAGAUGGUUGUUCCUGCUUCCUGAGGGGGCUCUUCCUGAGAGAGGAGCAGGUUGGGGUGAGAGGAAUCAUCAGUUGAUCAUGGAUGUGCUGAGUUUGAGGUCCUUGUGAGAAAUCCAAGAGGAUUUAUGAUGGAUGUGAGUCACAAUAGGCAAAUAGGACUGGAGCUCAGAUGGGAAGCCUAGACUAGAGGUGGACGGUAAAUGAAGGUAAGGAUGAUAUUGCCUGGGAGAGACUGAGAGCACUGGUGGGGCUUAGGUCUAACCUGUGGAUCUCUAAUGUAGAGGAGGGUGGACCUGUGAAGGAGAUGGAAAAGGAACAGUGACAAUGCUUCAGCUACCCAGUGAAGGAUGAGUUGGUGAGGCAUAGUAUUUGUGCAUUGUCGUGGAAUUUCUUAAAUGUCAAUUGUAAGAAGAACUAAAGAAAUGUAUUUAAUAUUUUCCAAAUACCACAAAAUUAAGAAGAAAAAUAUCCCUAAAUUUCUCUUUGUUGAGGUAUCUCACUAUUCCUUACUUCUGCCCAGGCUCUGAUCCAGGACUUUUUACUCUUGCUGCACAUCAGAAGCAUCUAUGGCACUUAUUGGAGUCCCACCCAUGGAGAUUCUGACUGAAAAAGUCUGUCCUGAGGUCUGUGCUCCAUGGUUGAUUCUGAGCCACAGCGUGCUGAGCCUGGCCUUUCCGCAGUUUCCUCAAUGAACCACGUCCUCUUACACCCACUGCUCCUUGCCUGAAUGACUUUCCUCUACGGCUUUACCCAGCUCACACAUAUAAGGCUAUGCUGAGAUGAUUCCCCCAGGCAGGCAGUUCUUCCUGGUCUUGGUCAUCUUUCUGGGCUCCCUUGUCUUCCUCUCUUGAUCCUUGGAUGUGUUGCACUGUGUUUGUCUGUCACUUUCCUGUACUAAACUGGGAGUCCUUGAAAACAGACCUUCAUACCCUGAGAAUCCUGAUCAGUACACUGCCUAGCAUAUAGGUCAAGUAUUGUUGAGAUAAUGGAUGAAGGAAUCCAUUCCUCUUUUCUUUGUGCUGUCUCAGAACCUUGUGACUUAAAGUGAGUAAUAAACCUUCCUUUUCUGUACGUCACCGUGGCCAUUCUCCAUGACCUUUCCUUAACAGUUUCACCCUCUUUCUUAAUUUAUAGUAUCAACCUAGAUUGUCCUGGGCAUUAACCCAUUCUGUAAUUUUAAAAAGCCAGUGCAUCAGAGUUGGGCUGUUCCUAGGUUCAUGUCUUGACUUUGCUGUAUACCAGUUUGGGACCUUGGGCAAAUUACUUAGCUUUCGAGAACCUCAGUUCUCAUCUGUAAAGUGGGGAUGAUAAUGCAUACCUAUUAGUGUUAUUUACACUUCCUGAUAAAAGUGUAUUUGUAAAGUGCCUGACCCAAGGUAGGCUUAUUAAGUGAAGAUUCCCUUCUUUGGGGAGUCGUUGUUCAGUCUCAUCCAACUCUUUGUGACCCCAUGGAUUGUAGCCUGCCAGGUGCCUCUGUCUGUGGGAUUUCCCAGGUAAGAAUAAAUGGAGUGGGUUACCAUUUCCUUCUCCAGAGGAUUUUCCCGACGCAAGGAUUGAACCCAAGUCUUCUGCAUUGGCAAGUGGAUUCUUUACCACUGAGCCACUCAGGAAGCCCCUUUUUGGGGAGACCCCAUGGCUUAAUAGAAAGAGUUAAUAAAUACUCUGGUUGCUGAGUACACUUGUGCUGCUUACUGGCUGUGUGUCUUGGGUACCCUUAUGAUUCUCAGCAGCCUCAUUUGGAAAAUGGACACAAUUAUGAUUGUCCUUACAGAAUUCUUAGGGAAGUUAUAUUAAAUUUAUGUUAAGUAUCUAGCAGGUGCUUGGCAUCUAGUAGGUGCUCAGUAAAAUGGUGCUUAUUAUUCUGAGAAGUAAUAAUACACUAGAGUGUUUUUCCUGCUUUCCAUGAUCUAUGAGCACUACUUACUGUCCCCAAUGUUGUCUCUAACAUGGUCACCAAAAGUUGAAUUUAUUUCAGUGAUACUUAACAUUUUCUGUUUCACCUCCUGAGAAAAAUCCUGAAUCAUCCAUGAAUGUAUCAUUUAUACGAAAGCUCCCGUCUCGUCAGUUUUCUUUAAAGUGCUAUAUGCUCUGUGGCACCUGGUCUUCAAACUGCUGAAUUUAUAUUCUAAACACAUUUUUUUACCGCCUGUGUGACAUGAGCUUCGUCCACCUCAGGAGCUCCCUGGAGCAUCAGAACUCAGAAGAAAUCUCAGACAGACCUCCAUCUGCUCACCGCUUCGGCUAGGCAGCCUCUUCAGGCUGUCUCUGCCCAGAAUGGCAGGGAAGUCUGCAGCCUUGGCCUACUGUGCUCCAAAAGGGCAGGAAAGACUCAUCAUGGUGAAGGUCAAAGAAGAAAACUGUGUUUGGGGGCAGGACUUUGGCCGUCAGGGAAGUGCCUGUAGCCAGGAGGCCUUCCGCCAGCAGUUCAGGCGGUUUGGCUACUCUGACUCCACGGGGCCCCGGGAGGCCCUGGGCCGGCUCCGCGAGCUUUGCUGUCAGUGGCUGAGGCCCGAGGUGCUCAGCAAGGAGCAGAUCCUGGAGCUGCUGGUGCUGGAGCAGUUCCUGGCCAUCCUGCCCGAGGAGCUGCAGGCCUUGUUCCGAGAGAACCGACCAGAGAGCGGAGAGGAUGCCGUGGAGAUGCUCGAGGAGAUGGAGAAGGAGCUCGGCGAGCCAAGGCAGCAGGACACAGCUCAUGGCCAGGGAAUGACCUGGAAGGAAAUGACGUCUGUGGGAGCGCUGAAGUCACCUAGUAUCCAGCUCCAGCCCUUGGAAAAGCAGGGCAAGAAUGAGAUUCAGGAGUGCCAGGCUUUCUGUGAGAGAGAUGGCAAACUUGUGGCUGACAGAGUAUUGACAGCAAAGCAAGAAAUUAUUGAAUGUGUUGCAUCAGCAAUCACAAUACCUCCAAGACGACUCCCUGGGGAAACUCCUUCAGGACAGAUAGUUGAAGAAGCUUUGGGAGGUCUGGACAAUUUUGAGAAACUGAAAGGUAGUGCUUCUGGGAACAAACUGAGUCAAUUCCCUUGCCAGGAAAAACAUUUUAGCCUGGCAAGCUUCACCAAGAAAAUCUCCACAGAAAAGAGUCUCCUGGAAUGUAAUGAAAGUAUAGGAAGUCUCAGCCUGAACUCAAACGCUAAAACACAACCGAGAAUUCUCGCUGGGGGUAAGCUCUAUGAGUGCUUGGACUGCGGGAAAGCCUUUUGCCAGAGCUCAAAGCUGAUUAGACAUCAGAGAAUUCAUACUGGAGAGAGACCUUAUGCAUGUCAAGAUUGUAGCAAAGCCUUUAGUCUGAGCUCAGACCUUGUUAGACAUCGGAGAAUUCAUAGUGGUGAGAAACCCUAUGGAUGUUGUGAAUGUGGAAAAGCCUUCAGGGGCAGCUCAGAGCUCAUCCGGCAUCGGAGAAUUCACACUGGAGAGAAGCCUUAUGGAUGCAGUGAAUGUGGGAGAGCUUUCAGCCGGAGCUCAGCCCUUAUUCAGCAUAAGAAAAUUCACACUGGAGACAAAGACUAUGAAUGUACUGAAUGUGGUAAGGCUUUCAGUAGAAGCUCUAUCCUUAUUGAACAUCAACGAAUUCACACUGGGGAGAAACCUUAUGAAUGUAAUGCAUGUGGAAAAUCCUUCAAUCAAAGCUCAGCCCUCACCCAGCAUCAGAGGAUCCACAGUGGGGAAAAGCCUUAUGAAUGCAGUGAAUGUAGGAAAACCUUUAGGCAUAGAUCAGGCCUCAUGCAGCAUCAGAGAACUCACACCAGAGUGUAACUCUUUGGGUAAGAGUUGUACAAUUGUGAAAUGCUAGGAUUCACUUUGGGGGUGAGACUCCACAGAAGAUAAAGGUUUUCUGAGAGCAGAAUUCUUGUCCUUCUGGUGCAAUGAACUGUCCUAAGAGUAGAUCCACAGAAGGCUGUUUGUUGAAGUGUUGAAUGGGUACUUUUUUUUUAUUUACUGUGAACAGUAAAUCUGGGGUUAGGGAAGAGAUCCUGAGGGAGCUCCUUAUAAGAUGGUCUAGGAGGUGAUGUCUCCAAUAGCAAGGAUCCCUGCCCAGGCAAGAGUAUUUGUAUUUGGCAGGUGAAGUCACAUGCUGAGAAUUAUCCAGUUCUCUGCAAUGUUGCAUUGUGAGGUUGUGAAAUGUUGAAUUAUGCCCUGGAUCAAUUUAGUAGUACCUGGGGAAUGAUGACUCAUUCUCCUCCCAUGUCCGUUCUCUCCUCAGCCCUGGCCUUCCUGCUGAGGUCAGUUGAGGUCUGCUUAUUUACUGAGCACCUGGUAUGUGUCAUUCAUCAGCGGCAGACACGGCCAUUGCAUCUUGAGUUAAAGGCUAGUGAGUUUUUUUUAUAUAUAUGCAUGCAUGCAUGCUCAGUUGCUUCAGUUAUAUCUGACUCUUUGCGACCCUAAACUCCUCUGUCCAUGGGAUUCUCCAGGCAAGAAUACUGGAGUGGGUUGCUAUUUCCUUCUCCAGGGGAUCCUCCCAACCCAAAGAUCUAACCUGCAUCUACUGUGGCUUCUGCAUUGCAGGCGGAUUCUUUACCAUUGAGCCACCAAGGAAUCCCUUAUAUGCAUAUGCAUAUUCAGAAAUACAUAUACACACGUAUUCAUAUAUGUGAGUAUGUAUAUAUGUGUGUGUGCAUGUAUGAUUCUGUUAAAAUGCAUGGAUGGCAGGGGAUACCUAACCUCGUCCAUGAGUCACCAAAGUCUUCCUGGAUGUGAUGAAGUCUCAGCUAAGACAUAAAAGAUGGGUAGAGGUCAGCCAGAACAAAGUGAGAAGGAAGAGAAUGUUACACGCAGAGGUUAUCUCAUGCUUGAUGGCAUGAAAAGAGGAUCUGGAGCCAUCCCUUCUUCUGACACUUCUCUCUGGCAACAAUUUGUUCUUGUGGCCCCUGGUUCAGAAGCCAGGAGAGGUGUUGGUUCCUCGCUUCCUAUUUAGUCACUGAGUUGGGUGGCCAAUCCCAAUCUCUUGAAGUACUCAAAGAAUUAGUGUGAUGGGAGACUUGGCUGUGAUGCAUGAAAAAGACAUGUUUGUACAUCAAGGAAGUAGUACAUUUUGGAUGCUAGAGGGACAGUGUGGACUGGAGUGUUUGUGUCCCAUGACCCUGGGGCUCAGAAACGAGAAGCUGACAGGAACAUGGGAGUAGGAGGUCUUCCCAGGCUCCACUCUGUCUCAUUCGCUGCUUGCCCUCCUCUUCAUCGGACUCACAGAUGCUAAGCUACUUGAGGGCAAUGACUAUUUGUUGAAUUACCCUCUCAGAUUCCUCAAAACUCUACUUCGCUAAUUUUUGUCAGUUUUAAUUGACUUACCAGUAAUUGUUGAGGGCAGUUAAUCCCUAAGAGAAAGUCUGAGUCCUCUUCUAGGAUACCCCAAUUUCCGUUCCUGAUGCUGUCACUUCUGAAGACAUAGUAGUGAUCAAAGCUGUUGUGGGUAACAGGGGAGGUGGAACUGGGGGGACAGCCUUUGUGUCCAGAGGCCAUAGGAUUACUAGUGAGGUCAGUCAGAUAUCGAAAAAGAUUUUUCAGAUGGACAGAGCUGCCUUUUCCUGUAGGUGACAAUCAAAUGAUUUCAUGUUUUUCAUGUUUUUAAUACCAUUGAAUAUUUUUUCCUGAUUGUGAACUGUAAAUCUUGAUAGUACAGAAAAUGAGAGAGUAUAAAUCACCCAGAAUCCCAUCAUCCAUAGAAACAGUUAACAUUUUAGAGUACUUUCUAUUCAUUUUUUUAACCUACCAACCCUAAUAUAUAUAAUAUACACACAUAUAUGUUUUUUCUUGGUAAUAAUCUUGUCUGGUGAAUCAUUCUUAGUAACUGAUUUUUAACAUUUAUACUUUUGAAUAUAUACUUCAACUGUUCAUUAAAAACUUUUUGGUAGUUGAUUUACAAUAUUGUUAGUUUCUGCGGCACAGCAGUGAUUCAGUUAUGUAUCUACAUAUUCUUUAAAAUACUCAUUUCCAUUAUGAUUUAUCUCAGGAUAUUGAAUAUAGUUCCCUGUACUAUACAGUAGGACCUUGUUGUUAUACUUCAACUAUUUAGCAUGAGAAUGUAAUGCAAGAUGUCUUGUAAUAAAAUUUGAGUUUUAA